Molecule: messenger RNA, 3441 nt
Organism: Arabis nemorensis
Lineage: Eukaryota; Viridiplantae; Streptophyta; Magnoliopsida; Brassicales; Brassicaceae
Source: the annotation of a GenBank genome assembly
AUGUUGGCCCAAAAAGUAGAGGAGAACGUCAUGACAUGUAUCCGAAAAGGAUCUUCCAAACCUCGACUCAGAUCUCCUCUCUCCGAGAAUCUUUCUCCAGCUACCUUCUCACCAUCUCCCAAGUCGAACUCCGGCCUAUUAGUGGCUCAUAUGCUCCUAUCUCCCAGAAGUCGUCACCGUGAUGAUGAUGAUUCCGACGAGGAAAACAAAGAAGAAGAUGACAUGAGUAUUGCUUCUGUCGGCAACGAAUUCUUCUCCGAUUACGAUCUUCAAGAUGACGAGGAGGAGGAGGUGAUAGCAGUUGGAAGACCUUACGAUGAAGAGGAAUUGUUUGGGCAUAAUAAGUCCUGCUCGAAAUUAAACAGAGGUAUGCUCAAAGAUAAGAAUCUGAGAAUCCAAGUUCCAUUUGGGAACACGGACUGUGAAUUAGGGCUCCGGAAAUUCGCCCUGAAGAAUUCAACUCCAGCUACCUAUCAUCUCGAGGAACCAGCUCAUACUUUGAGUUCCAAGGGUUCGGUUUCUCAUUGGGGAAGCAUGUAUGGAGACAUGGAAGAUAUAGGAACCCCAAGCGCACCACCUAUUAUGGAAACUGGACUAGAACAAGAUAGCAGCUUGGGAAUAGAAAAGGAAAUUGAGGACGAGAUUUGUAGAGUAGAGAACAUAGCUGCUGAUUGCACUUCACAUUUGUAUGGAGAUGCACAACCUGGGGAAAGUGUGAUGGACACUAAAACUGGUGAACAUCAGGAAAUCAACUCGGAUGAAUUAGAUUGCCAAAGUAUCAGUGGUCAAUAUGCUUGGCAAAGUCUUCUUGCGUAUGACGCUUGCAUAAGACUAUGUUUGUAUGCAUGGUCAAGGGGUUCUUCUGAGGCACCUGAGUUUCUGCGUGAUGAGUGCCGUCUUCUUCGAGGUGCAUUUGGUUUGCAUACAUUUCUUUUGCAACCUCGGGGUGUACGAUCAAACCAAGAAAACAAAAGUGUGAAAGCAGAGCAAAAGACAUCCUUGAAGAAAAAAAACAUGGUCAGAAAAUUAAGGGUGGAAGUAAAGAGACUUCGAUUGAUACCACAACGCAAACUUAGAGGCAUAGAUUCAGUGCGGAGUUUAAUGAACAUGCAAAUGGGGGCAGAGUAUUGCCGACAAGUUUCAUCACUUGUGAAGACUGGGAUGAAUUCUAUUAAACUGGCUACCCUUUCAGCAGUUUCAGAAGAACAAUUCUCCUGCUACCUUCAAAUGAAGAGCACAGCAGAAGGAGUUCAAACUGAACAAGGAUCUUCUGUUUGUUUGCAACCAGGAACUGGAAGUUACCAUGUCUUCUUUCCCGAGUCCGAAGGCGACACUCUUCUGAUAGAAGUUCAAGAUAAAAAGAAAUCAGUUCAAGGAAAAGCAGUGAUUCCUAUAACAUCCUGUACUGACAAUCCGAACGAAAAUGUUAGAUGGUGGCCAAUAAACCAUGGUGAACAAUGUGUUGGCAAGAUCCAGCUCUUUACUGGUAGCACAACCACAUCCGAUGAAGACUAUCACAUAAAGAGUGCACCUGUUGUGGAGACACUAGCAUACGAUUUGCUACUAGAAGCUGCUGCACGAGCCCAAAAAUUUCAUUCUCAAAACUUAAGACUAAAUGAAUCCUGGAAAUGGCUGUUAAGCGAAUUUGCAGAAUAUUAUGGAGUUUCCGAUUCAUAUACCAAGUUGAGAUAUCUUUCUCAUGUAAUGAAUGUCGCAACUCCAACAAAAACUUGCUUACAAAUUGUGCAUGAGUUACUUGUGCCUAUCCUAAGGGCUCGAAGUGAGAAGAUUUUGACCAGGCAGGAGAAAAGUAUCUUAAUGGAUUGUGAAAUAGAGAUUGAAAAACUCUUGGCAAGUGUUUUUGAGAACUACAAGUCCUUAGAUGAAAACUGCCCUACAGGGUUGGCGGACAUUUCUGGUGCGGUGCAAGAAUCUGCAUCAACAGCACUUUCUCCUGCUGUUCAGGUUUUUAGUCUCCUUCAUGAUAUAUUGUCUCCUGAAGCACAAGAAAUUUUAAAGAAUUACCUUCAGACGGCAGCAAAGAAGAGGUGUCGGAAGCACAUGGUUGAGACCGAUGAGUAUGUCAACUCCGAAGGUUUUCUUUUGGAUUCCGUCACAAUCUCGACAGCUUACCUGAAAAUGAAGAAUCUUUGUCUAAGCAUAAGCAACGAAAUAGAGACUGAUAUAAAGAUCACCAAUGAACAUGUACUCCCAAGCUCAAUCGACCUGUCAAAUAUAGCCGCUGCCGUAUACAGCACUCAGCUAUGUAACCGGCUAAGGGCAUUUCUGUCAGCAGUUCCACCGUCCUGUCCACUGCCGCAUGUCAAUGAGCUUCUGAUAGCAGUUUCCGACUUUGAAAGAAACCUCGAUUCGUGGGGCAUCAGUCCAGUACAGGGUGGUAUAGACUCUAGAGGGUUAUUUCACAACUACAUAAUGGUUUGGAUACAUGAUAUGGAACUUAGGCUACUUGACCGAUGCAGAGCAGAAAAGGUUCCCUGGUCUGGUGUAAUAACAAAUCACUCAACAUCACCGUUUGCUGAGGACAUGUAUGAGAGAAUAAAAGAUUCUCUUAUAGAGUAUGAAGUGGUUAUCAGUCGAUGGCCACAAUACACAUUGAUCUUGGAAAAUACUGCUUCAACUGUGGAGAGAGCCAUUGUUAAAUCGCUGGAGAAACAAUACAAUGACAUACUGGCACCUUUAAGAGACAYUAUUCCAAAAAGGCUAAAUAUGCAUGUCCAAAAACUGACAAGAAGGCAAUCAUCAGCUCUCUACUCUGUUCCAACUCAACUGGGAACUUUUGUCAACACCAUAAAGAGAAUCCUUGAUGUUCUACACUGUAGAGUUGAGGAUAUCUUGAGACAACGGGCUUCGUGCCUUCCUGUUCUUGAAGACAAGAAGUCGCUCUUUGGAGAGCAGAUGAAUGUUAUCACGGUCUUGCUCAGGACAAAAUACAGAAACUACAUGCAGGCCGCAGUUGAUAAGCUUGUAAGAAAUACGCAAUCAAACAAAUGCACAAGACUGAAGAAAAUCUUAGAGGAGAUAAAAGAGAACGAGAGAGAAGUCGAAGUCCGUGAACGUAUGAAGGCGCUAUGCUCACAACUCAGUGACUCAAUCUCAAAUUUGCACGAUGUCUUCACAAGUCAGAUAUUUGUGGCUUCGUGCCGCCUUUUUUGGGAUAGAAUGGCGCAGAUGGUCUUGAAGUUUCUUGAGGGAAGAAAGGAGAAUGAAGUAGGCUACAAAGGCUCUUACUAUGCUCUUGGGAUAGUGGAGGACACGUUCGCAUCAGAGAUGCAGAGGCUGCAAGGGAACUCGCUAAAGGAGAAGGAUAUGGAGGCUCCUCGUUCGGUGAUUGAGGCACGUUCCAUUCUCUCUAGAGACACUACCAAUCAUCUUACUUCUACGUCUAGUCCACUUUCAUCUCAUUCCAUUCAUUGGUUUUGA